Molecule: messenger RNA, 1367 nt
Organism: Xenia sp. Carnegie-2017
Lineage: Eukaryota; Metazoa; Cnidaria; Anthozoa; Malacalcyonacea; Xeniidae
Molecular function (GO): lipid binding
Source: RefSeq, a predicted model, not a curated record
AUUUAAAGUCAAAAAUCAACAAUGACGAGGAAAUGUUCCAAAACGGAACUUCAUCAAAACACACAUACACGAAUGUUCAUAAACUGGGUCAAUCCUUUUCAUUCUUUUUCGUUGAGUGGAGCGAGUAAUGAAUAUGGAAAAAGAUCCUUCUGGAAAUUUAAAUGAUAAUGACAAACAUGUUCUCAAGCAAGGUUGGUGUGUAAAGGAAAGUGGUUCGACAUUUCUACGUACAGCAAACUGGAGAAAACGGUGGUUUGUGCUUUCAAAACGAAAGUCUUCCCUUACAUUGUCAUACUUUAAGCAACUUGAGGGCACUCCACCACGAGGCACUAUUUAUCUUGACUCAACAUAUACAGCCAGGGAGCUUGAGAUGAAUGAGGACAAACAAAAAUCUAAUUGUUUUGCUAUUGGUCCAAUAUUUAUUGAUCCUACUAUACGAACGUACUACAUUAGUUGUGAGAACCAGGAAGAGAAAUUGGAAUGGAUGAGUAUUAUAAAUGCUGGCAUUGAAGGACAAACAGGACAGAUUGAGAAACAUGCCAAAAGUUUUAAGAAACGUUACAACCGCAUUUCAAGUCGAAGGAAACAGCCUGCACUAUCCUCAAAAUCUGAGUCAUGUGAAUUUGAAGAUCCAACUUGGAGAAUGAAGCAAUGGCAAAACUUGUGUGAUAUGGCUUUAAAAGCACAUGGAAGAAAGUGGAUACAAAAAUGGAGUGACAAUUGCAAGACAGACCUUUAAGGAUCUUCAUUGGCCAUUAUCAAGAUGGAAGGUCAUGUAUCAGUUCCACCAUGUAUAACAAUGGAGUAUUUUCAAAAAGCAAUAAAACUUGGUGGCAAGUUGGAUUAUCCUUUCCGGAAUGCAAUAUUGCUUCAAACAGUAAAUGAUACAUUCCCUCCUGCUGACAUUUUCUAUAGUCAGUACGAUGUGCCCAUACCUGGAGUGUCUACAAGGGAUUGUAUCUGGUUGAAAAUGGAAUUAGAGAACUAUAUUUCUCUUGAAAAGCAAGAAAUAUCGGGUGUUUUAUUUCUCUCAGUUACUCAUCCCAGUAAAUGUAAACACAAUAAUACUACGCGAAUCAACCUUGCUCCAUCAGGAAUCCUUAUUCUUCCUCAGCCAGCACAAGAUAUUAUUGAAACAAAAGUUAUUGUUCUUGUUCAAGCUGAUGUUCAAAACUCCCUACAAACCCUUCUUGAAGGCUCUUAUAAGUCAGGUUUACUUAAAGUUGGUAUGAGGAACGCAUUUUUACACGUGAAGCAAAAUAUCGAAGAAUAUAACAAUUUGAUUAAUGGUAAAUUUUAACAAAAACUCUUAUAAUAGAUUUUUAUAACGCACAUUAAAUUAUCUCAAUAAAACUUUUCCAAAAAAA